This is a messenger RNA of Triticum urartu, 2309 nucleotides long. RefSeq names its product calcium-dependent protein kinase 13. The record is from RefSeq and is a predicted model, not a curated record. Gene Ontology annotation, molecular function: ATP binding; protein kinase activity; calcium ion binding. Lineage: Eukaryota; Viridiplantae; Streptophyta; Magnoliopsida; Poales; Poaceae. Gene Ontology annotation, biological process: protein phosphorylation.
ACCCGCCCGCUAGCUUUCCCCGGACCAAACGUGACCGCCGGGUGGAGACGAGAGGAGAAGAAGCCGCCAUGAAGCAGCCUCUGCCUUUCCCACCUCCUCGAUAAAUCCAUCCUCCCCAACGAACCCCACCCAGCUCCCUCCCCUCUCCUCUCCUCUCGCCUUCCUCCUCCACCCAGCCAGCCAGAUCAGAGCAGGUCGGUUUCGCCGUUGCUUUGCUUCCGCUGACGGCUCCGUGAGAGCGAGGCGGGGCGAGGCGGCAACCACCAACCAACCGAGGCGUGGGCCGGAGCUGCCUUUGAUGCGCCAGGCGCGGCCUCUCCCCGUCCUUUGAUGGGCAACGCAUGCGGCGGUUCCCUUAGAUCCAAGUACCUGCACAGCUUCAAGCACCCCGCCUCCCAGCGCCACGACCCCGACCGCGACUACGACCACACCGCCGCCGCCGACUCGCCCAAGAAGCAGCCAGGCUCCCAGCCGACCGCCACAGCCGCCGCCAAGACGGACGGCCACGCGGCCCCCGCGCAGCCCGCCGCGGCCAUGAGGCGCGGCGGGGCGGGCGCGCCGGCCGACCUCGGCUCGGUCCUCGGCCACCCCACGCCCAACCUGCGCGACCUCUACGCGCUGGGCCGGAAGCUCGGGCAGGGCCAGUUCGGCACCACCUACCUCUGCACCGAGCUGGCCACGGGGGCCGACUACGCCUGCAAGUCCAUCUCCAAGCGCAAGCUCAUCACCAAGGAGGACAUCGACGACGUGCGCCGCGAGAUCCAGAUCAUGCACCACCUCUCCGGCCACCGCAACGUCGUCGCCAUCAAGGGCGCCUACGAGGACCAGCUCUACGUGCACAUCGUCAUGGAGCUCUGCGCCGGGGGCGAGCUCUUCGACCGCAUCAUACAGCGCGGCCACUACAGCGAGCGCAAGGCCGCCGAGCUCACCAGGAUCAUCGUCGGGGUCGUCGAGGCCUGCCACUCGCUCGGGGUCAUGCACCGGGACCUAAAGCCCGAGAACUUCCUGCUCGCCAACAAGGACGACGACCUCUCGCUUAAGGCCAUCGAUUUCGGCCUCUCCGUCUUCUUCAAGCCUGGCCAAAUUUUCACCGAUGUUGUUGGAAGCCCAUAUUAUGUAGCCCCAGAAGUGCUGUGCAAAAAAUAUGGACCAGAAGCUGAUGUAUGGACCGCUGGUGUAAUUCUCUACAUUCUGCUGAGUGGUGUACCCCCAUUUUGGGCAGAGACACAGCAAGGAAUAUUUGAUGCUGUACUGAAAGGUGUCAUCGAUUUUGAUUCUGAACCCUGGCCUGUGAUAUCUGACAGUGCAAAAGAUCUGAUAACAAGAAUGCUCAAUCCUCGCCCAGCUGAACGCUUGACAGCACACGAAGUUCUAUGCCAUCCAUGGAUUCGUGAUCAGGGAGUUGCUCCUGAUCGUCCUCUUGACACAGCUGUCUUAUCUCGCAUUAAGCAAUUCUCUGCGAUGAAUAAGUUGAAGAAGAUGGCUUUGCGGGUAAUAGCUGAGAGCCUCUCAGAGGAGGAAAUUGCAGGCUUGAAGGAGAUGUUCCAGACUAUGGACGCUGAUAACAGUGGUGCAAUUACAUAUGAUGAGCUCAAAGAAGGCUUGAGAAAAUAUGGCUCCACAUUGAAGGAUACUGAGAUUCGUGAUCUUAUGGAUGCGGCGGACGUGGACAACAGUGGGACCAUUGACUAUAUAGAGUUCAUCGCUGCAACAUUGCAUCUGAAUAAACUGGAGCGUGAGGAGCAUCUGGUGGCAGCCUUUUCAUAUUUUGACAAAGAUGGAAGUGGUUACAUCACAGUGGAUGAACUGCAGCAAGCUUGCCAAGAGCACAACAUGCCAGAUGCUUUUCUUGAUGAUGUCAUUAAAGAAGCUGACCAGGACAAUGAUGGGCGCAUCGACUAUGGAGAAUUUGUUGCCAUGAUGACCAAGGGCAACAUGGGGGUGGGGCGAAGAACAAUGAGAAACAGCCUGAAUAUCAGCAUGAGAGACGCACCUGGUGCAAUCUAGACUUCCACGAUGUACAUACAGCUUGUGGCUUUAGCUUCUUCCUGUCUUCAUGCUCUACAAAGACUUCCUGCAAUUUUCGAAUCUUGUAAAAUGCCUGUGUGGAUGUGUGUUUCUGGGGAUUCUGAUUUAGCUCGUCAAUUGAUUCGACGGAACGCAUGCUAAGCUGGGUUGAAAUGAUCUCACACGUUGCUGCCGCUUAAUCCCUGCAAAAUGUUCAGUGAAUUACCUCCUACUAUAUCUGCCUGGAAUUGUUAACUCUUAAAAUGGCUUGUCCCAAUGAAGCAUGUCCAGUUUGAUGAACA